Pyricularia grisea is the source of this 874-nucleotide messenger RNA. RefSeq lists its product as uncharacterized. NCBI's taxonomy places the organism in Eukaryota, Fungi, Ascomycota, Sordariomycetes, Magnaporthales, Pyriculariaceae. The transcript has 2 exons. The record is from RefSeq and is a predicted model, not a curated record. Bases 269 to 634 code for a protein of 121 amino acids.
GAGACAUGCCAACGUAUACUAAAAGUAAUGCCGUGAGAAAUCGUGAGCAAAAGGGUAUAGGUAUUAUGCACUCCCAACUCCGUUCCCAUUCCCCACCCUUCGUGACCAGAAAAAGAAGAAAACAUUACUUUUGUGAGGGGUACAAAAAUCCUAAGAAACCGUUGCAGAUAAACCAUUCAUUACCGCAAAAGGAAAACACCAGUUUUUUUUUUUUUACUCCUCCCCCCCAAUGCCCCAGCCAUAGCGUGUACUUCAGCCAGGGGCCGGCAUGGAGAAGCACAUAAACAUGAAACACGGCAAGCUACCAAAGAAAUCUCUUCCAAUCAUCGUAACAAAAUGUCGUAGGGAUGGGCACAAUAUGGAAUGUACCUCGAGCCCAAUAGUUAAUGUCGAUCGCCAAGCCCGCGCGUCGCAAAUGGCUUCGGGGUUUAGUUGGGGUUCUUCCUCAGGGGGAAGUACAGCUCCGACUUGGGCUCGAGGUUCCAAGACUCUCCACGGCGCACGUCGAUCGAAAAGGCGUUGUCCCACGCGGCUUCGAGAUCCUUGGGAAUGGACCAACCACGGCGAGAGUCACGGCAGCGGACCCGGACGAGGUGGCGACGUCCAAAUUGUGACUGGGUGCCAUCGUUGGUGAAAGCAUCACGGCGGUGCAGAACAGCCAUGUUGUUGAUGAAGUGAAUAUCGCCCGGCUGAGUCAUGAUGCGCAGCUCUACUCGAAAAUGGCAGGGCGACGCUCAACCUUGGGGAUCGAGAAUGUGAAGGGCGAUGCCAAAGCGCUGAUUAGUUCCGGAUGCUCCAAUGCCAGAAGGUUGUAAAUGGCGUAUGCCGAAGCGAUGACGCUGCUGCCACCUUCGGCAGCCUGGCCGCGGGUCAA